AUGGGCUGCUGUUUCUCAAAACCGCGCCCGCCGCUUGUCGGGCUUCAAGAUCAAGAGGGACGAACAGUUAUGUUGGUCAUGGACAACGAUCCGCGGAUCGAUGAACGGCGACGCGAGGUUGCAGAGGGAAAAUGGUCAAACGGUGGAAAUCCGAUGGCAGGACGGCCGCCUCAGUCCGGGGGACAGGAGGAGUUUCAAGCACCGCCAGGCCUAGAUUGGUUCAAUCAGCAGAACAAUGCGCCAGUGGGAGGCGGCGGGGGAUUUGGGGGCCAGUCGCAGGGUGGAGGAGGUUUUGGCGGGCAGUUCCAAGGUGGAGGCGGCUUCGGUGGACCCUCCCACGGCGGUGGAGGCUUUCACAGAGGGCAAUCCCAAGUAGGUAGUGGUGGUCCCUUCGGGCAACAAUCUCAAGGAGGCGGUGGCGGUCCUUUUGGGCAGCAGUCUUCAGGACGCCGAGGAAGAGGAAGUCAGUUCAAGGGAUCCAAGACUGGGGUCUUCAGUCAUCCCACUGGUCUGUCUAGCAAGCUCGGUGGUCCGCACGUACAGGUUAGAGGUUACGACACGGGUGAUCCCAAGCUCUACCAUCAAAACCACGGGAAUCUGGGCCCGCCGGCAACUUCCACGAGACCCUUCGUUGACAACGGGCCGCGGGGACAGGGGGACCGUGAUCGAACUCAGAAGAAGAGAGGUGGGAGUCAGAACAGAAACCAGGGAAACCCAUUUCAAGGCGAUCAACGAGGUAAUCCGCUCGCGGGAUGGGGAGAGGAGAAUCUCGCAGCUCCUCCCAAGCGGCAUGUGGAUCUAGAGAACCUAGGGCCGAACACGGUAUAUGACGAUCCGGGCCCAGCUGCUCGUGAUCCAACCCGCCGGAGAGGCGAGAAGAGCCGUGCGCCACCUGCGCCGAAUCAACGAAGGAAAUCGAGAAGCCGUACGCCACCUCCACGAAGACAACGAUCUCGUUCGCCGCGACAAAAUGACGAAUAUCCGCACGGCGAUAUGCGUUGGCCACCUCCACAUACAUCUCAUGCCAAGCCGCUGCGGUUGACGACCUCAUACAUCAAGGAGGGAAGAGUCUUCUACAAUCUCAUAUACCAGAACAGCUUUCCAGAUGCUAAAGACAUCGAGGCAAACAUCAUCAAAGACACGAAGGAGGCGCGGAAAAAGAUGCCUCAGGAAGAGAAUCCUCGGAUGAAGAUAUAUCAGGCACUGGACAGCCAGCCACCGAAACUAGCGAAGAUUAGCGAGGGGCCAAGGGGUAAGAUAUGGAUAGUGGAAGAAGGGGACGAGGCACUUGUGGGGUGCAUCUUGGAGUUGAAGACGGUGACGCUCCGGGAUGGAGGUAGGGAGAAGUUUCAGAUAUUCGGUGUGGGCGUGAAGGAGAUCGCUGACGCUAUCUUGCUCAUCUCGUAGAAGGCUGGAGAGCGGGACCAGUAGGCGACGGAUCACAAAAAGAGAUGGGGAUUUCACUGCAUUCAGAGAUGCGAAGUGAUUGUCAUUGAAUAGAGCAAAUAGGCUGUCGAAGCGCAUUGAAGCACAUUGAAGACCUAGCGUUCGUGGUUGAAGGGAAUGUCAUCGGGCGGCACGUGGAGCCGUAGAAGGGUCGCCUGCCAACCACGAGCUGCUGACAGCACCCUUUAUCUUGAACAAUAGAGAUGGAACGAAAAGACAAAAUAACAACGACGAUCGGAGAGUGCGG
Trematosphaeria pertusa is the source of this 1693-nucleotide messenger RNA. RefSeq lists its product as uncharacterized. Bases 1 to 1407 code for a protein of 468 amino acids. The record is from RefSeq and is a predicted model, not a curated record. NCBI's taxonomy places the organism in Eukaryota, Fungi, Ascomycota, Dothideomycetes, Pleosporales, Trematosphaeriaceae. The transcript has 3 exons.